AUGCUCGCCCGCAUUCACCGUGUGGAGUUGUACAACUUCAAGAGUUACGCCGGGCACGUCACGAUUGGGCCGUUGCGGGACUUCACGUGCAUCGUCGGCCCCAACGGCUCCGGCAAGUCAAAUCUCAUGGACGCGCUGUGUUUUGUGUUGAGCUCCAAAACUGACGCGAUGCUGCGCGGAAAAGACGCCGCCGACUUCAUCCACCGCGGCGCCCAGCGGAAAGAGUGCAGCGUCACCGCCGUGCUGCGGCACAACACCACCCAAAGUGCGCAGAAUAACACAGACGAUGGUGGAAAUCACACCAACCAUACUACUACUAAUACUAAUACGAAUGGUAAUGGUAGUCAUCUUAAUAAUAAUAACAAUAACAAUAACAACAUCGUUGAGACCUCCUUCACACGGGCAGUGGAUCACAAGGGACGUAUUACACACAAAAUCAACGGCACUGCCGUGAAUGAACAGCAGUUCUUCAAGGCGAUGGAGAAAUUUAAUGUCGGGUCCCGUGUCAAUAACUUUUUGGUAUUUCAACAUGAAGUCGAGGCUGUGGCGCAGAAAAAAGCACGACAAUUAACGGAACUACUAGAGGAAAUCAGUGGUAGUGGUGAGUUAAAGGAUGAGUAUACACGUUGUAAAAAGGCACUGGAUGCAGCUAAUAAUGAAUUAACGUUAGCAUCCGUUGCCAAACGUGGGGCAGUGGCAGCUGUAAAUCAAAUGCGAAUUCACAAGAAAGAGGCAGAAAAGUAUGAUGAAGUGCUGAAACGUAUAACGGAGGAAAAACGAAAUGAAGCGUUGGUUGAAUUAUUGUAUAUUGAAAACAAUUUGGAAAGACAGAAGCAAGAACUUAAUAAUUUUAUAGAGAAAUUGAAUAAACUUGAAAAAAGUAUUACUUCAGAAGAAGAUAUGCGAAAAAUGAAACGUGAAUAUGCUGAAAUGCAUAAAGCAUAUCUUGAAGAAUUAAAAAAGAGUCGUAAAGAAGCGGAUGCAUUGCGAGAAAAACACAGUACAUUGGAACGUAUUAAAGUUUCUCUUUCUCACUUAAAUCGUAAACGUGAGGUACAACAGCAUGAACUGGAUGCUCUCUUAAAGACAGAAAAAAUGCAAUCUAAAGAGGCACAACGUAUUGAUGAACAAUUACAACAACAAAAAUCUUUACUAGUUGCUUUUGAUGAAAGAUGCAAAGAGGAAGAUAAGGCUCAUACCACACUAAGUGGAGCAUUAAGUCCUGAAGAAUUAUCAGAGUAUAGAAAACUUCGAAAAGAUGCAGAAUGUGAAACAGUUGUUUUAAGACAACAACUGGAACGAAUAAAGAGACAACAACAAUCCCUUCUUGAAGGUCAGAAACAGUGUACGAUAACUCUUGAAAAUGUCAAAUCACAGAAAGAAGAACUAACACAAGAUAUAGAACGAAAUAAUAACCGUAUUGCAGAAUUACAACAUCGCACCAAGGAAUUAAAUGAUACAGUUGAAGAAAUUACACAUGAUAUAAAUCAAAAACGAACAAGUCUUGUAUAUGCAGAAAAGAAAAAUAAAGAACGUGAAUUAGAACUUGCAAAAAUUCAAGAACAAUUACAUGAACUUCGUUUUAUAAAAGAAAAUGAUAAACAUGGUACACGAAUGGCAGAAGCUUUACAAGCUUUACGUGCUCUUCAUGGAAUUCGAGGUCGUUUGGUAGAUUUAUGUACAAUUCCUAAUGACAAGUAUCGUCAUGCAGUAACUGUAGCUUUGGGUAAAAAUCUUGAGGCCGUUAUUGUAGAUACUACAGAAGUUGCUAUCAGUUGUGUACGUUACCUAAAGGAACAACGUUUACCACCCAUGACAUUUCUUCCUUUGGAUGCUGUACAAGGUAAAAAAGUAGAUGAUCGUCUACGAACCUUUGGUGGUAGCUGCAAACCGGUUGUGGAUGUUAUUCGUUAUGAUGUUGCUAUAGAGGCGGCAGUACAAUAUGCACUUGGUCAGACACUUGUUUGUGAUGGAAUGGCUGAAGCCAAACAUGUGGCCUACGGUCGCUCAGAUGGGGAACGAUUUAAAGUGGUAACUCUUGAUGGUUCUGUACUUUUGCGAAAUGGCGCGGUACAAGGUGGUCUUGCCUCUAUUCAAUCACGAGCCCGUAAAUGGGAUGAGAAGAAGUAUGAUGAUCUUCGCGCGGCGCGUGAACGACUGUUGGGUGAUGUCUCUUCCACUGGAAAUGAACACGGUGUUGGCUCUGAGGCGGCGAUGGCCCGCACGCGGUGUGAACUGCGGGAUUUGGAGGGGCGAUUGGAGUUCACGCGCGGUCGCAUUCACGCAGUGGCGGCGGAGUCCUCCACAGCGGCGGCUCGAGCGGCGAAUGCCACACGCGAAGUGGCACGAUUGCAGACGGAGAUUGAAAAGAUUGAAGCACGUCGAAAGGCAUGUGAUGAUGAACUCGCACGUUGUCAGCGAGAGUUACAGAAGACACGUACAUCCGUGACGGCAGUGGAGGAGCGUAUCUUUGCUGCCUUUCAGGAACGUGUAAAAAUUUCUAAUCUUAUGGAAUUAGAAAGUAAUGAGAUUCGACGUGCAAAGGAGCGGGCAGAACAGCGGCAACAGAUGUUAUUAUUAAUUCAUAGACUGGAAAUGUCACUUGAGGCGGAGCGACGGCGUAUUGGUGGACGUUCUGUGGAUGAUCUUCGUUCGGUGUGUGCUCGACUUGAUAAGGAGAUUAAGCAAUGUGAACAAGAUCUCUUAACAUAUGGGGAUAUUGUAAAAUCUACAGAGAAAAAACAGAUGGAAUUAAAGACAUGUGUUAGUGAAUUAAAAGGUAAAUUGGAUACUCUUGAAGCGAAUAUUCGUCAACAGGGACGAAAUUCUGAACAAGAAUUAAAUAAAUUGGCUCAGGCCCGUAGAGGAGUAACGGCUCUUCAAGCCGCCUGUGAUACACUUCGUUUACAGCGAAUGAACGUUGUACGACGUUGUCAAAUGGAAGAGAUUUCUUUACCGUUAAAAACUGCUGAGAUAAGUGGUACUAAGCGAACACGACCUCUAGAAAGUGAUAUUCUAAAUUCAAGUGAAUCAUUCUCAUUACUAGAUGAGACACCUGGGAGUCAACAACAACAACAACAACAACAACAACAACAACAAGGUCGAACACGUUCUGUUGUUUCAGGAAAAGAAACUCAAGUAAUGGUGGAUUUUUCCUCUCUUUUGGAUAAUCAACGGCAAGCCGCAUCUGAUAAAACUCAUCUUGCUUCAUAUAAACAACGUACGGAAGAUCUUUUGGAAUCUCUUCAACGUGCAGCAGAGACACUUGCACCAAAUAUAAAAGCUGCCACACGAUUUAAUGCUUCAGAGGACAAACUUGGAUCCUAUUCUGCACAACUGGAGGAAGCACGUGAAAAGGCCAAUAAAGCAUACAGUGAAUUUGUAAAGGUAAAAGAGCUACGUACACAAUUAUUCAUGGAAACAUUUGAAAAGAUUGCCGAUCAUGUGGACCGUGUUUAUCGUUCCCUCACGCUUAGCACACGAGCCCACGCUGUGCAUGGCUCCGCUUAUUUAAGUCUUGAAGAUGUGGAAGAGCCGUACUUGGCGGGUACAAAAUAUCACGCCACACCGCCUUUAAAGCGGUAUAUGCCGAUGGAACUUCUCUCUGGCGGUGAACGCACAAUGGCGGCUCUCGCACUUCUUUUUGCCGUUCAUGCAGUUUCACCAACGCCGUUUUUUGUGUUGGAUGAAGUGGAUGCCGCGCUGGAUGCUGGAAAUGUGGAGAAACUCGCUAAUUAUAUGCGACGGAAUUGCUCUACAACACAGUUUAUCGUCAUUUCCCUGAAGGAUCAACUCUACCACGUGGCGGACUUGUUGGUUGGAGUUCUGAAGAACAAACAGAAGGAAAGUUCUUCCAUUUUGACAAUGGAUCUCCGUGGUUACCCGUUUUAA
Trypanosoma theileri is the source of this 3891-nucleotide messenger RNA. RefSeq names its product structural maintenance of chromosome (SMC) family protein. The transcript has a single exon. Gene Ontology annotation, molecular function: DNA binding; ATP hydrolysis activity; protein binding. Gene Ontology annotation, biological process: sister chromatid cohesion. Gene Ontology annotation, cellular component: cohesin complex; chromosome; nucleus. NCBI's taxonomy places the organism in Eukaryota, Euglenozoa, Kinetoplastea, Trypanosomatida, Trypanosomatidae. The record is from RefSeq and is a predicted model, not a curated record. Bases 1 to 3891 code for a protein of 1296 amino acids.